Messenger RNA from Ipomoea nil (Japanese morning glory), 1126 nucleotides. RefSeq names its product putative homeobox-leucine zipper protein ATHB-51. Gene Ontology annotation, biological process: positive regulation of DNA-templated transcription. Gene Ontology annotation, molecular function: sequence-specific DNA binding; DNA-binding transcription factor activity, RNA polymerase II-specific. Lineage: Eukaryota; Viridiplantae; Streptophyta; Magnoliopsida; Solanales; Convolvulaceae. The transcript has 3 exons. Gene Ontology annotation, cellular component: nucleus. The record is from RefSeq and is a predicted model, not a curated record. The coding region runs from base 234 to 881 and encodes 215 amino acids.
CUACCUUCGUGGUCCAAACACGUCGUCAGUCAUCUUCAUCCCAUCCCAACCCUACUCUACCAAUUAAGAGUCAAGAGAAGAGGGGAGUUUCUUUACUUACUAUAUAUACAUUGGGAUAUGGUGUUUCUGGUUUCCAUAUAUAUAUGUACUCAACAUCGAUAGAUCUGCCGUGUGAGGAAGGGAGUUGAAGAAGGAGAAGAAACAAUAGUUAAGGUCAAAACACAACACAUAACAUGGAAUGGAAUAAUAAUCAUCUUACAAGACCUUUUGUUCCUCCUUCAGAUGCCGCUUCUUUCAGCUUCCUCUACACCUACAAUUAUGACCAGUUUCCUGCAGGUAUAGACAUGAUGAAGAGUAGUUCAUCAUCAUCAGUGCAGGUGGGUGAGGGGGCACAGUUUAUGGGUGGAGUCGUAGAGAAGAAUGACAAGAAGAAGAGGCUGACGACGGAGCAGUUAGAUGCGCUGGAGAAGAGCUUUGAGGAGGAGAUAAAGUUGGAUCCAGAGAGGAAGAUGAGGCUGGCUAAGGAGUUGGGACUUCAUCCCAGGCAAAUCGCGGUGUGGUUCCAGAACAGACGGGCCAGGUGGAAGGCUAAGCAGCUCGAGCGCCUCUGCGAUUCCCUCAAGCAUCAAUUCGACCUCGUUUCAAGAGAGAAGCAGAAGCUCGAAGAGGAGGUAGUGGCAUUGAGAUCAAUAGUGAGAGACGAAGCAAGAAAGAAGCAGGUGUCGACGACAGAAAUAUUGUCAGGAGAAGAGACAGUGGAAAGCACAUCAAUCCCAAGUUGCAACGUCGUCUACAAUAACAUGUUUAACGUAGUAGUUGACGACUGUACUACGUUGAUGCCGCCACCUUAUUGGUCAACUCUUCCUUCUACUUAUCCCUGACCACAAUUUACACUUCCAUUAUCUCAUCUUGUAGUGCAGUGGUUGAUAGAUGAGUUCAGUUAGUUGAAUUGGUGCUCAAUUUUAACUCUUUUUUGCUAGCUACAUGUAAUCGUACGUGUCUGAUCUUCUCCUUUGUUAUUCUUUUGCUUAUUGUUGCUAUUGUUUUGUUAUGAGAGGUGUCUGCUAAUAAUCAUAUCAGCAGUGAUUUUAUUCAUAUUUCUAAAGUUAGUGUGCUAUGGACUAUU